AUGUCUCAAGAUGUCUUGUCAUACUUACAUCAACUGUAUCCAUGCGAUUCAGAAGAUGGCUUCCCUUUGGAAUUUCCCGAGGCGUCUCCAUCUAUCAAUUCGGCUAAUACAUCGGUUCCGUCCCCAAACAAAGCCGAUCUCGGUUCUGAUUUGUUCUUAGACGGAUCUCAAAUUGAUGGCUUUCCAAAUCCUUCUCUACCAGUUCCUUGUGAACAAAACUGCCAUUCCCCACAAGAUUUAGCCGAUAUCCUCGAUUGUUUUCAACUUCCCGAAGACAAUUUCACUUUAGAUGAGCAAAGCGUCAUCGAAAGUUUUCUCUCUUCGCCGCUAGAAAUUCAAAAUCCUUACCUCUCCACUGAAACUGAGUGUAAAGUAUCCCCACAGUCCCGCACUUCAGUAACAUCGCAUAAGUUCUCCCACUCAUCUGAAUCUCGUCUGCAUCAUGUUGAAAACGAUCGGCAGUCCAAAAAGCGCAAACUCAAUCGCGAUGCCGCCUACCGUUAUCGUCAAAAAAUAAAGGCACAUAACGAAACUCUUCUUAAUGAACUACGGCUAUCGGUUGGGGCAUAUGAGGCCGCUCGUUAUGAUUAUGAACAAUUUAGGAAUUCUUUUGAUGCCCUUAAAGCCGCCCUUCGUAUGCCCCCUUCUGAUGUCGUCCCUCAUUAA
Rodentolepis nana is the source of this 666-nucleotide messenger RNA. NCBI's taxonomy places the organism in Eukaryota, Metazoa, Platyhelminthes, Cestoda, Cyclophyllidea, Hymenolepididae. The record is from the annotation of a GenBank genome assembly.